UCGAAGUGGUUAUGCACAUGCAAUAAAGAAAAAGCUCGCAUUUUGUGACAACAUUGAACGUCGAUGUCGUAGUGGAUAUCGAUCGAGGGGAAACGCACGUCUAAAAGCCGACGGAAGGAUUCUAUUCCAGUAAAUCUUUUAGCGAGCUUAACGAUUUUCGUCGGUCUAUUUUUGCAAGAAACAAAAACACCGCCGGAGUACUGGGAACAUCCCUCGUGGGACAAGAAAGAAGACGAAGCGUGCAUGCUGAGGCGACCGACGUUUAGUAGCCCAUCCAAGAUCGGCUGGGAAGUCCUUAUGGUAGCUGAGGGGCGCGGACGAUCCUUCCCGAGCGAGAUCCGAGGGCUGAAGGGCUGGCCCCGUCGUUGGAUCCACUCGGCCAUCACCUAUAUUUAGAAGAACCAUGACCGAUAGAAACGAAAAUGUUCUGCGCGAAAGGGAGGAUGGAUCGAACGGGGACACUGUAUCGUACAAGUCUGCACGUAAUUGGAACAACAACGACAUUCCUAGCAACGGUUCGGCGAACGUGAUCAAAAAGGACGAAUUGAGCGCGAAGGAUCGAAGCUACGAUCAUCAGAGGGAUCAAAGGAAUUCAAAUUAUCGAGGAUUGAGGAAGGCCCCUAUCGUCGGAUGGCAAAAUGGAAGCCCCACCGUAUUUCCGAGCACACCGUGCCUCACGCCCGAUCCAGACACCGUCGACGCGAUCGAUUUCUCCCGUUCCCACAGCAUCGCCUCGUCCACGAAAAGUUCAGGGAUCUGUCAGGACUCCGGCAACACCGAGGACCUCAGCAGCCUGGCCGACGAGAAACUGCUCCAAUCCACUCCCGCCCGCACCAUCGACAGAAGCGUGGAGUCCCUGUCGCCCGACAAAGACACCUUCCUGACUACCUCGCCGGAAAUAGGUAGAAGCAAGGACCUCAGCUUGGGGGACGAUUUGGAGGACAAGAUCGAUUUACUGAGCCCCGGGACCGACUGUACCGAGGACAGGCUACCGGCCACGCCUAUCGAUAACAGCUACCUGACCUCGCCGAAUCUCACGAUAGGGGCCAGCCCUACCAAUAAAAGCGAUUUGGACUGCCAAGCGGCGCACCCGUUCGAUGGAAGCGACGUGCCGGUCGAUCGAAACAAGAAUCUCGAAUCGAAAGCGAUAAUCACGUCGAACCCGGGUUAUCGCGAGGACGACUCGAGGGAUUCCAUCGAUUCCGACAGCGCGUUGGACUUGGAGGACGAGACGACCACGGCGAUCAAAGACGCGCAAGGGAAGCCCAAAGUACCGGACGGCGGUUGGGGCUGGGUGGUCGUGUUGGCGUCCUUGGUAAUUUCCAUGAUAGCGGACGGGGUAUCGUUCAGUUUCGGCCUCCUCUACAUCGAAUUCCUUCACGAGUUCGGCGCGUCCAAGUCGAAGACGGCGUGGAUCGGCUCGUUGUUCAUGGCGGUGCCGUUGCUCUCGGGCCCCAUCAUGUCCGCCCUCGUCGAUCGUUACGGAUGCAGGAGCAUGACCAUAGUCGGCGGCCUGAUAUCGGGGUUCGGGUUCGUGUUGAGCUGCUUCAGCAACACCAUCGAGGUAAUGUACUUGACGUUCGGAGUCAUAGCGGGUCUAGGUCUGGGUCUGUGCUACGUCACCGCGGUCGUGAGCAUCGCUUAUUGGUUCGACAAGAAGCGAACGUUAGCUGUAGGUCUCGGUGCAUGCGGCACCGGUAUCGGGACGUUCGUCUACGCGCCUAUGACGACGUUCUUCAUCGAGGAGUACGGCUGGCGUGGCACCUGCCUGCUUCUGGCAGGCACCUUCUUCAACAUGAUCGUUUGCGGUGCGGUGAUGCGCGAUCCCGAAUGGUGGAUCCUCGAGCAGCAGAAACAGAACGUCACCACGCCGAAAAAAUCCAUCACCAAGUCCGAGUGCGACAGGUCCACCGGCAGUCCCGUGGACGACUUCCCCGGUGUCGAGGAGCUCAGGAGGAUGCUGAAGAACGACCACGCGCCCGAGUAUUUGUUACAGAUUCUCAGCACCACCACGGAGGAUCCCCACGAAGCGAAUGGCGACAUCAAGUUCAGGAGCGUCGUUAAUCUGCCCACGUUCGUCAAGCACAACGAGAAGGUGCCCGUGGAGGUAUUGGAGCUACUUUCCAGUAAUCCGAGGCUGUACAAGGUCAUUCUGGAGAACUAUCCCAAUCUUCUAGCAUGUAGAAGCUGUUCGGACAAAAAUCUACACAAUUCCGUGGGAGAGAUUGGGAACAAGGGCGUCGUCACGAUGUCAAUGAGGAUCAAGCAAGCGAACGACGAACCGAAGGUUGACGAUUCGCAAGUAGCAAGCAACGUUCACUCAGGAUCUGUGUCCGGUCCCAUAAAAAAUCACGUAACUAGAAAGAUAUCUAAAAAAGAAUCCGAAGAGGCUAAUCCUUUAUUAGGCAAAGAGUUCGAACAUGCAAUGGCCGAAGGACGAAAAGCAAAAUCGGUGUCGAAACAACGGAUUGGAGAACUAAACUGUGGUAUCGUCAGAACGGACUCGCUUCCGUGGCUGAGGAGGCAAUUUAACACGAACACUCACUAUUUCAAAGACAUCCGAGUCCACAGAAACUCUGUCAUGUACCGAGGCGCUGCCCUAAACUUGCACAAGUAUAGAUUAAGGGCCAGUAGCUGCCCCGAUAUUUAUAGGAAUAGUAUGACUACAUUGGCGAAGGAAAACGAAGAGAAGUGGUACGGCGAGCUGUUGGACUUACUGAAGGGUAUGAUGGAUUUCUCAAUGUUCCUGGAGCUACACUUUUUAUUGUUAUCGCUGUCAACGAUCUUGUUGUUUACUUGGUUUAUCGUGCCUUAUUUUUAUCUCGCCGAACACCUUACUAGAAACAGUUAUUCCGAAUCCGACGCUGCGAAUCUCCUUAGCAUUAUUGGCAUCACCAAUACGAUAGGAAUGAUCGGUCUCGGUUGGGCUGGAGAUCAACCCUGGAUGAACGUCAGCAAAACGUACACUUGGUGUCUAGUCGCUUGUGGUAUAGCAACGAUUCUAAUGUCGAUACUAACGCCUUAUUACAAUCUGUUGAUGGCCGCUUCAGCGGCGUUCGGUCUCUUUUUCGCGAGCAACUUUAGCUUCACGCCGGUUAUACUCGUGGAGCUGAUACCAUUGGAGAGAUUCACCACUGCCUACGGCCUUAGUUUGUUGUGCCAAGGUAUUGGAAAUCUUCUUGGGCCGCCGCUGGCUGGCUGGUUAUUCGAUGUUACGAAUUCGUGGGAUCUGUCUUUCCACAUGGCUGGUGGUUGGAUCAUUCUCUCCGGACUUUUGGUAGGGCUGAUCCCUUACACGAAGAACCGAAAGAUUUGGGGCAAAGGCCCGAUGGAAAUGGACCGUGACAAGGAUUGUUUAGCUUAAAUUCGUUAUUAAGUUUAAAAAGAAUAGACGAUGAAAUUGUUGGAUCGAUCUUUCUCCCUGUAUUGAUUAUACAGCUGUAAACGUUUCAAAAUUGUUACGGCGGCGGAUUCAAACUAUGAAACAAACGGUCGGGAUUUGAGAUGAAUAUAAAGGUACUUAUGCUUCGUUUCGGUUCGAUCUUUGAUUGUUGAUUGUUACGUUAAUUUCCCUUUGAUCCACGUGCAAUUACGUAGUUACAUUUUGUAUACAGUGAUAGUUUCAGUACUUAUUGGUCAGUAACAAUAUUUACAAAAUGUAUCAUACACUGAAUGUACAUAUGUUGAUAGUGUAGAGUUAUUUAAAUUUUAAUAUGAUAUAGUCAAUUGUGUUUAGUACGUAGUAGAAGAGGCAUAGAAAUCGAUUACUUUUGGAAUUGCGCUAUGAGAGCUAGAAUCGCGAUUACGGAAUUGACAGGACUGAACGAAGAAACAAUGAAAUAUGGAAACAGUUCAACGAAUUUUUUACAUAGUCGUAUUACACGCUUCGAACAAUUUACCUAUCUAUACAAGAAUAAUAAGUUGGAAUCCUUAUCGUUACUAAAUCUCAUUAGAUAUCGUGUAUGACUAAUUUUUUGUUUCAUUAAAUGAACAAAGCAAUCUUAUCUAUCGGUUCAACGAAAUUAGUGAUUCGGGGUUUGAUUAACACGCGCAAUUCACAUUAUUUAAGCAUCGAACGUUACAAAGAUAUAUCCUCCGAUAAAGUAGCGAUAUUGUGUACUAUUUCUUUCGGACACUACGCUGUAACGUUACCCUAAAUUUUUAUAUCAACGUGUUCACUUUCACGAGCCAGCAAACGACGUUUCCCUUCGAAAUUUAUUUUCUAUCUAGUCAUAAACGUAUUCACGAUUGAACGACGAACAGCUGCUUUGCUAACUAUUCGCAAACGCUGACAGUAUGCGUGCGCAUCAAUCAUCAUAUUGUGUAUUAUCUUUACUUUGUGCUCAUUAUCAGUCAUCAAAACGCGCGAAAUCUGCGACUGACGCUGCUGCAUCGUUGUUUCAACGUUAGGAAAACUUGAAACACAGUACGAGCGCGCGUGUCUGUGAAAACUAGUUAAGAAAGUAACCGAUAACGAAAACAAUUAGUAAUCGAUACAGUUCUAAACUUUUGCCUUAUAAUGUUCAAUGGAAGUAACAAGUUGAAGAAUCAAAACCUUACUCGUAACAAUGUAAAUGAUGCAGUAACUUUUGCAUUGUUGUAACGAAACGUCCUAACUGUGAUUAUAUCCAUUUUUAGGGGAAAAGAAUUAGAAAGGUUUCGGGAUUAGGCUGUACAUCCGCGUAACGAGUAUUCAGGACAGCUUAAACGUAAAACGGUAUUAUUAAAAAUAGUGUAUUACCGGUUUUCUUCAAGCUCGAUGUUACCGAGUUGUAUACACGGAAUUACAAAAAACAGAAGAAAAGAUUUUAGUCAAUUUUUCGAUACUUCUCUACAGAUUUUUGAGGUAUUUAAACAUAGACAAAUUUUAUGGUACAGUUGAAACGCGAUACAACUAUAAUAAUCGUGACUUUACUGAAACAUUUUCCGGUGUUCAUGCUUUCGUAUAAACGCUCUGUUUCUGAAUACUUAAGAAGCCAAUUAGAAAUUACUUAAUUACCUGCAAUGCAGGGUGUUCGGCCAUCCCUGGGAAAAAUUUUAAUGGGAGA
Colletes gigas is the source of this 5048-nucleotide messenger RNA. RefSeq lists its product as uncharacterized. The record is from RefSeq and is a predicted model, not a curated record. Lineage: Eukaryota; Metazoa; Arthropoda; Insecta; Hymenoptera; Colletidae. Gene Ontology annotation, biological process: transmembrane transport; monocarboxylic acid transport. The transcript has 7 exons. Bases 404 to 3364 code for a protein of 986 amino acids. Gene Ontology annotation, molecular function: monocarboxylic acid transmembrane transporter activity.